GUAUUAAUAAAAGCAUAUAGUGGUGAAUGUGUGUCAUCCGUCCUUUUUGUCUGUCACCCUAUCCUUUUCCCAUCAGAUACAUUUAAGCUGAGCAUAUAUUUCCAAGAGCAUCCAAUGUUUUUAUAGGUUUUCUCAAUCAGUCUUUGGCCCAUCUUCAUUGAUCAUGUUCACCUCAUCAGCCCCAUUCUGUCAGUUUUCCAUGGCUUAGGCAUUUACUCCCUUCACUGGCUUUUCUAAAUGAGUCACUUGUUUUGGUUUCUUUCCAUUUUCUUGGGAAAUCAAAUACAGAGAAAGAUUUAGCAUCUGUGUGUGAAGAUUUCAAGUCUUGGCCACCAUAAGUAUCAUUAUCUCUUUUUUUUGUAUGCGUGUGACAAAGGAGAGAGAGAGGGAGCUAGUGAAUGAGGUGACUAACUGCCAAAGUCCUUAAAUCCCAGAAAAGAGUACAAUUUCCACUCAAUUGUUUUGGUUGGAAGGAGCACCAAAAAUAAGAAUAAAGGAUGGAUGAAUCUAGCCUACAAAAGGACAUGCCAAUCUCAAGGAAUGGUAGUUAUGCAGGUGGAAAUGGCCACAGCCACACUGUCACUUCAGCAGCAGCAGCUCAAGUUCCCACCAAUGGACAUUCUUCCCCUUCAAGCCAGCAGGAGGACCAAAGGCCCUACAAGAAAGUGAUGAGGUACAAGGAAUGCCUCAAAAACCAUGCAGCCGCUAUUGGUGGGAAUGCAACAGAUGGGUGUGGUGAGUUCAUACCAGGAGGAGAAGAAGGCAGCCUUGAGGCCCUCAAGUGCUCAGCCUGCAAUUGCCAUAGGAACUUCCACAGGAAAGAGAUAGAUGGCGAAUGUUCAUAUGACUGCCAUCAUCACUAUCCUAUCAUGAGCAAUAUUGGGAGUGGUAGACUCAUUUCGGGCCAUCAUAAUGGCAUUAUUGGAUCACCACCACAAGGGUACCCUACAAGUUCCUUCAUUUCCUCAAGGGCACCACCACCUCACCAAGUGGUAGUCUCCUACAAAAAUGGUGGAGCAAAUGCAAUCACUUCAGAAUCCGAUGAGAAGGAAGAAGAUAAUGGAGGUGGGAUACUGACCACUAGACCAGUUGAGAAGCUGAGAAAGAGGUUUAGGACCAAGUUCACAGAAGAACAGAAACAAAAGAUGUUGAACUUCGCAGAGAAAGCUGGGUGGAAAAUGCAAAAGCUAGAAGAAUCUGUUGUGCAAGGGCUUUGUCAAGAGUUGGGGAUCAAGAGAAGAGUUCUCAAAGUGUGGAUGCACAACAACAAACAUAACUAUGUCAAGAACUCAACUAGCAGCUAGAAGCAUAUUGCAGUCUAUCAGAACUAAGCAUUUGCUGUUGUUUUAUGAUUUAUUAUGCUUUUCUCCAGCUUUCAGCAUUCAUCCUAUAACGCCUUCCACUAUUAUGAGCAAAUACAAAGUAGUCUAGGUAGUUCUAUGAUCUAGGUAUGUUCAAGAUCAUGCAGUCCAGGAGCCUGUUUCUUUUCUUCAUCUUCAUAGAAAAUCAAAUCCAGAAGGAAACUAAGUUUGUUAUCAUUACAUCACAUCAUGUUGUACCGAAUACUAUCUUACUUUGAUGUUCCUGUGGCUAUGCCUCUAGAUAUACCACCCCAGAUUCAUGCUAGAUCAUGAAAUGUUUAGCAAA
Populus nigra (black poplar) is the source of this 1647-nucleotide messenger RNA. Its product is annotated as zinc-finger homeodomain protein 3-like. The transcript has a single exon. Gene Ontology annotation, cellular component: nucleus. The record is from RefSeq and is a predicted model, not a curated record. NCBI's taxonomy places the organism in Eukaryota, Viridiplantae, Streptophyta, Magnoliopsida, Malpighiales, Salicaceae. Bases 498 to 1304 code for a protein of 268 amino acids. Gene Ontology annotation, biological process: regulation of developmental process; regulation of DNA-templated transcription. Gene Ontology annotation, molecular function: DNA-binding transcription factor activity; transcription cis-regulatory region binding.